This is a messenger RNA of Phoenix dactylifera (date palm), 1249 nucleotides long. The record is from RefSeq and is a predicted model, not a curated record. Lineage: Eukaryota; Viridiplantae; Streptophyta; Magnoliopsida; Arecales; Arecaceae.
CACUAGAAGUCUGACUGAAGUGCUUUCCUCCCACUUUACUUGUAGCCUCCCGGCUAACACAAAGCUCCUCACUCCAAGAGAAGCUCUUUGGCAUCAACUACCAAGAGAAGGGACCUCAAGCACGCAGGAGAAGUCGUCUUCAAAGAACCAAUACUCCAAGGGGAGCUCGCCCAUCUCAUGCAUGGAGCUAACAAAGAGCAACAUGGGACUACUCCUAUUCUAUAUCUCCAUUUUUACCACCUUCUUAACUCAAUGUGGAGCAAGAGGCUUGAGGCACUUCGAGUUGUACACAUCUUCAGAUCCCUACUCCUCCUCCCAUACGAUCCAUCUUCCUUACUGCGUCAGCCCUCCUCUUGCUCCUCUGCCACCUUCGGCUGCUGUACCAACUCCAACAAUCUCCAUCCAAUCUUCACCACCACCUCCCAUAUCCUACUCCCCACCAAGUCUCACUCCAAAUCCACCAGAAACGGUGCCCGGCCCACCAACUUGCAUACCAGGCCCACCUGAGUACGAGCUCGGGCCACCCAGUUACGUCCCAAGCCCACCACAAUUCAUCCCCGGCCCGCCGCUAUUCGAACCACCGGUGGUGUACCCGCCUCCAUUGGCGCCGCCGCAGCCCGGGGCUGCCCUACGCAGCCUCUGGUGCGUUGCGAAGCCCACGGUGCCGGACCCGAUCAUCCGAGAGGCUAUGAACUAUGCUUGCGGCUCGGGCACCAACUGCGACCCGAUCCAGCCCAAUGGUGCCUGCUACCAGCCCGAUACAAUAUUAGCCCAUGCUUCGUUUGCAUUCAACAGCUACUGGCAGCAGACGAAGGCGGCCGGAGGGACGUGUGAUUUUGGCGGCACAGCAAUACUGAUCACCACCGAUCCAAGUGAGCACACGGCUAUGAGUCGUGUCAUUUCAACCUUUUGUGAACUUAUACCCAAAUAUUGCACAGCAAUCCAAUGGUCAUUUCGAGACCAAAAUAAGUGUAGCACACAAACACAGUUUUUUCCGAAGUUUUGGGUAGGACUUUAAAGCUGUUGUCAACCUUACACUUGGUUCGUAUUGUGUACCAUGUUUUGGUUCUUACAUCUUUGGUGGUGGGAGGCCAUGAAGUCAUUGGUUUCAUCUUCUAUAUAUCCUCAAGACUUGUAAGAAUGUUGUAGCAUUACGUUUCUUUUCUUUUGAAUAGAACUGCUGAAAUUUAUUACGCUUUGUAUUGCAACGAUUUACAUGAAAAAAUUGAAGGAUAAGUAAAUUCCUAAA